Messenger RNA from Nicotiana tabacum (common tobacco), 1532 nucleotides. RefSeq names its product aspartic proteinase Asp1. NCBI's taxonomy places the organism in Eukaryota, Viridiplantae, Streptophyta, Magnoliopsida, Solanales, Solanaceae. The record is from RefSeq and is a predicted model, not a curated record. Gene Ontology annotation, molecular function: aspartic-type endopeptidase activity. Gene Ontology annotation, biological process: proteolysis.
CUNCCCCCCCUCCCCACCUCCUAUAAUCAAUCAAUCAUGAAAGGAAAAUGGAAAGUACCUUUUUGGGUGCUAUUGGCGUUGUACUGUCUACUUCUAUCUCAGUCGUUUAAGGGUUGUUUUUCUGCCUUUAGUCUGCCUCGUCCCUCUUGGAAGAAACAGUCCAAGUUUGGUUCCUCUCUUGUUUUUCCUCUAGCUGGAAACGUGUAUCCUAAAGGGUAUUAUCAGGUGACAAUCAAUGUUGGCCAACCUCCCAAACCUUACUUUCUUGAUAUAGACACUGGUAGUGAUCUCACUUGGCUUCAGUGUGAUGCACCUUGUGCCAAAUGCGCUCCGGCUCCUCACAGUCUGUACAAACCGAAUAAAAAUAUUGUCAAGUGUAAGGAUCCUGUAUGUGCAUCCCUUCACUUACCUGCAAACCAUCACUGUCACACCCCUGACGAGCAAUGCGACUAUGAGGUUGAGUAUGCAGAUCAUGGUUCGUCGUUGGGAGUUCUGGUGAAAGACGCAUUUCCACUAAGAUUCACCAAUGGUAGCACCGUUUCACCUCCUCUAGUGUUUGGUUGUGGGUACAAUCAAGAAGUGCCAGCCUCUACUCCUGCACCUUUUACCGAUGGAAUUCUUGGUCUAGGAAAUGGAAAAUCAAGCGUUCUAUCACAGCUGAGUAGCUUGGGUCUUAUCCGGCAUGUAGUAGGUCACUGUCUAAGCGGGCAAGGUGGAGGUUUUCUUUUCUUUGGAGAUGAUGUCCUCCCGUCUUCUGGGAUUGUUUGGACACCUAUUGUGCGUGCAUCUUCAGAGAAACACUAUUCUUUGGGACCUGCAGAUCUCCUAUUCAGUGGGCAGGCAACUGGAAUAAAGGGUAUACCAAUAAUUUUUGACAGCGGAAGUACUUACAGUUACUUUAAUUCUGACGCUUACAAAAUUCUGGUGUCUUCGAUUAAGAAAGACAUAAAUACAAAGCAGCUGACCGAGGCAGUGGACGACAAAAGCUUACCUGUCUGCUGGAAAGUCUCCAAAAGCUUCAAAUCCAUUCAUGAUGCCAAGAGCUACUUCAAGCCAUUAACACUUAGUUUCACAAAAGCUAAAAAUGUUCAGCUUCAACUGCCACCUGAGGCCUAUCUUGUUCGAACUGAGCAUGGCAAUAUAUGCUUAGGCAUAUUGGAUGGUUCUGAGGUUGGAUUAGGAAAUUAUAAUAUCAUUGGAGAUAUUUCUAUGGUAGACAAAAUGGUGAUUUACGACAACGAGAAACAACAGAUUGGUUGGGUUUCAGCAAACUGCAACAAGCUUCCAUAGUCCUGCAUAUAUCAUGGUUACAGUGAAGGUUUUGGCGACCCCUACCGAAAAAUACAUGUUAAUGUGUAAUAGGAAGAAGUAGAGGCAGAAAGUAUGUCACUAUUGUGAGUAAUGCGGCUUGUAUGCCGAUGUUUGUAAUCGUGCAGAGGAGCAAAUUUAAUUGAUUGGUCAUACAGAAAUUUCACUGUAAUCAUCCAUACAACAUAUAAUAGCAGUCAGUGUAUAUUCAGUUCAUCUCCAAA